Molecule: messenger RNA, 186 nt
Organism: Entamoeba nuttalli P19
Lineage: Eukaryota; Evosea; Mastigamoebida; Endamoebidae
Exons: 1
Coding region: 1-186 (61 amino acids)
Source: RefSeq, a predicted model, not a curated record
AUGGGAGAUUGGUAUAUUAGUGGUUCAAAUCUUGAAGGAGAACAUGGAUUAGUCGAACAAAGAAAUUGUCCACAAGGAAGACAAUUUUGUCAUAAAAUUAUUGAUGAAUGUAUUAGAGAAAAAAGAACUUUACAUGUCCAUCAACAAGACUGGCAAAUAAACACUUUCACUUAUGAGAAACUCUAA